UCUUACGAUUGUUACAUAUCUCUGCACAUCGUCAGCAAUAUACAAUAUUAUUUUCGUAGUGAAUCAAAUAAAUAAAACGCUGAAUAUCACCAACGCACAUCCCAGAAAUUUCGCUUUGUUGCGAUAUUAGCAAUGCGCACGCGCAAGGGGUUAAUGUCUUGUUUUUAGAUACGAUUACUUGAAACAUGCGAGUACUUUCUUUUACGAAUUAGAUUCAUUGCAGAAUUACAAUUUGUGAUUCUAAACAAUUUUGUUAAAAAGCACGCAACAGUUUAUGAAUUAUACAAUUUCCCGAUAACGUGUGCAUCAGUGUGUAUAGAUGUUGCAUGAAAACUGCAGCCAUCUUAUGUCCAGUAUUCAACGCGAUCAGGAAUCCCCUUGUGGUACCAUUCUCACAAUGCGCGACACUUGCUUGACAUGUUAUGAAUACUUAGUAAGUGUACAUGUACUUAAAAAUUAAAUAGUUAAUAUUUAAAGCUCACCGGACCAUCAACAAUGAGUCUUGUUGCGUACGAUAGUAGUGGUGACAGUUCUGAUGACGAACAUGUUCAAGAGAAUCAAAGAGUAUCUGAAAAUUUAGCAUACAGCACGAAAAGGGCAUUGAAUCUGCCUUCACCAAAGCAAGAACAAGUUGCACGUAAAAAUGACGAAACUUCGGUUCCAAGUGCAGUAAAUAAUUUAGAAAAGGAGGGUAAAUUACAUUUUAACACUUUACCAAAACCCAAAACUUUCGUUCACGAGACCUCCUUUGAAAUUGAGGAUGAUUAUAUUCCAAUGAAAAAAGAAAUAGAACUGACAUGUGAAAAGCCAAUCAAGAAAAGUAGAGCACCAGUGAAAAUAACUGUGCCUUCUUUAUCUGAGUUCAAAGAUGUGGAUGAGGAGACUGAGAAAAAGCAGAAUACAAUUAAAGCAUCCGAGUUAUCCUCAAAUGAUAUUGAGAAACUGGAGGAAGCAAAACUAAAAGCAAAGUUUCCAAAUGCUGGAGGACGACCAAUUAGUGGCCACUCAGCAUUUCUUCAAAAGAGACUUGCCAAAGGGCAAAAAUAUUUUGACUCUGGCGAUUAUCAAAUGGCAAAGCAAAAAUCAACAGCAAAACCGAAGCCAACUGGAGUAUUGCCAACAGGUGAUGCUAUUCCAACUCCAGAAACUGUACCACAGCGUAAAACUUCUAUCAUUCAACAAAAGUUCAACACGUCUACUAGCUCGUAAGGCACUAUUAUAUUUGUGAUCCUUCAAGUUACAAUUUGUCUAGUGUAAAGAACAUAGCCAUUAUUGCGAUGCCUUGGUACAAUAAUGUGCUAACAGUAACAUUUAGAAUGUUUGUAAUACUUUGCAGUGUCAUACAAGAAUUAUUAUUAUUUCAUACGAAGCUAGUAACAUGUUAGCAAGUGAUUUUUGAUGAAAACGUUGAGUUUACUUUGUUCUUACUCACAACAUUAAAUUUAUAUUUUUCUCCAUUUACCCAAAGUUUACCUUUUCCUUUUGAAUGUUCUUAGUUUGAUAACAUCAUUUAAUAUUUCAAUUGUUAAGAACACUGUAUAGCAAAACGUGUUAACACUGAUAAACACAGAGGUACUAAUCAGUUUAAUACAUUAUCGCGUGAUAGAAAAAUUAUCAAUGUGAUCUAAAGGGACUCCAGUUUGCAUAUGAAAAUAAGGUUUAGUCAUGAUCAUGUGGCAUCGUGAAUCAAUAUUAGUUCUUUAUGCUGAGCUAACUUGUAAUUGAAUUUUAUCGGGAAUGUCUAAGAAGGUGCAUAAAAGACGAAUAAGCCAUAUUUUUCAUAGGUCCUACACACUAAUAUUUAAAAUAAUAUAAUUCUAAAUAAGUAAGCAAACUUGGGAUAUAGUUAAAAGUCAAAAUUAUACUGAUUGUUUGCUGUAUACACAUUCAAUAGAAAGUCAAGGGAGAUUGGAGGAGAGUGUAUAGAUCUGCAUUUUGAAAAAUUACUGUGAUGUGCUUAGUAAGAUUAUUCUCCUAUACAAAUCCCACAUGAAUACUGUGAAAAAUCUGUAAAAUAUCUAAAACAUGUAGCAAUUCUAAAUGUAGCUACAGUUUUCGGUUAUUGUAAACUAUAAGCCACUAGUAAUAUAUUACAAUUCAAAGUAACUGACACUUAUUUUGUCACCAUUUUGUUUCCGUUUUUUGUAAAGAAACGGUCCAAAAAUAUUUUUAAAAAAUUAAGUUAGUAUUUAUUACGAUUAUUUAGUAGAUCAGAACAGAAUGUUUCAGACAGAUCGAUCUUUUACAAUUGUGGAUCUAACAUUACAUCCUAAUACGUAUUAAGGUGUCUUUCAAGACACCGUAAGGAGCAUGGCUAAAAAAUAAUACAGCUUAGGUCAACAAUAAAAUUUCAUUAUGAA
This is a messenger RNA of Cephus cinctus (wheat stem sawfly), 2360 nucleotides long. RefSeq lists its product as uncharacterized. Lineage: Eukaryota; Metazoa; Arthropoda; Insecta; Hymenoptera; Cephidae. Gene Ontology annotation, cellular component: nucleus; cytoplasm. The transcript has 4 exons. Bases 496 to 1209 code for a protein of 237 amino acids. Gene Ontology annotation, molecular function: protein phosphatase inhibitor activity. The record is from RefSeq and is a predicted model, not a curated record.